Darwinula stevensoni is the source of this 3641-nucleotide messenger RNA. NCBI's taxonomy places the organism in Eukaryota, Metazoa, Arthropoda, Ostracoda, Podocopida, Darwinulidae. The record is from the annotation of a GenBank genome assembly.
AUGCCAUCGAGGCGAUGCAGCAAAACGCCCGCCGCCCGUCGCAGUUUGGACGAGCUGAAGGAAGAGCUGGACAUCGAUGAUCAUCUGAUCUCGCUUGAAGAAUUGGCGGCAAGGCUCGAUGUCGACAUCCAAACGGGUUUGAGCGAGGCGGAAGCAACGCGCCGCUUGGAAAGAGACGGACCCAACACCUUAACUCCUCCAGCUGCCAUCCCCGAGUGGGUCAAGUUUUGCAAGCAACUCUUGGGAGGGUUUUCCCUCUUGCUGGCCAUUGGAGCCAUUCUCUGCUUCAUAACCUAUGCCAUUCAGGCUGCUAUCACUGACGCGCCUCCUGAUGAUAAUGUAUGCUUUUAUUUAUUUUCCCCUCCUAUUUCUUGGCGCUUCUUCGACGACACCCAACCUGAUCCUUCGGAUGUUUCAGUUGUUCCUUGGGAUUGCGUUGGCCGCUGUUGUUCUCAUCACCGGAGCUUUCUCAUACUAUCAGGAAGCAACAAGCUCUCGUAUCAUGGAAUCUUUCAAGAAAAUGGUCCCACAGGGUCAUGUGAAGGAUUUCACUGUCGUGGAUUGACACCCUUCCAGUUUGCCGUCGUCCGUCGCGGGGACCAGGUUCUGACAAAGCGAUCAGAGGAUCUUGUCGUUGGAGACAUUGUAGAUGUGAAAUCCGGUGACCGUAUCCCUGCCGACAUUCGAAUCAUCGAAGCUUCGGGAUUCAAGGUGGACAACUCUUCAUUGACGGGAGAAUCUAAGCCUCAGUCUCGCUACCCUAACUGCUCUCAGCCUAACCCUCUGGAGGCUAGUAAUUUAGCUUUCUUCUCCACCUAUGCUGUGGAAGGUAAUGCCAAAGGCAUUGUAAUCCUGACGGGAGAUGACACUGUGAUGGGUCGAAUCGCUGGUCUGGCGUCGGAUUUGAACUGUAGAGAGACCCCAAUUGCCAAGGAAAUCGUUCGUUUUGUUCGCAUCGUCACUACAGUGGCCGUGUUUCUGGGUGUGACCUUCUUCUUCGUCGCUUCCGUCAUGGGCUACAACUGGCUAGAAUCUGCAGUCUUUCUGGUGGGGAUCAUUGUCGCCAUGGUUCCUGAGGGUCUGCUUGCCACUAUCACAGUGAGUCUAACGUUGACAGCCAAGCGAAUGGCAGCCAAGAACUGUUUAGUAAAGCACCUGGAGGCCGUAGAAACAUUGGGUUCCACAUCAACCAUCUGUUGCGAUAAGACUGGAACUCUGACUCAGAACCGAAUGACUGUAGCUCACAUGUGGUUUGACGACCAGAUCAUUGAGGCUGACACAACAGAGGACCAAUCAGGUUUACCUUACUGCCAUCAUCUGAGACGACCCGUCUGUCUAUUUGCAACUCGGAGUGUGACGUACGACAAGGAUGGGCCUGGCUGGGGUGCCCUUGCUCGAGUUGCUGCUCUGUGCAACCGAGCUGUCUUUAAAGGCAGUGUGACGUACGACAAGGAUGGGCCUGGCUGGGGUGCCCUUGCUCGAGUUGCUGCUCUGUGCAACCGAGCUGUCUUUAAAGGCAGUCAGGACGACGUCCCCAUCCUCAAGAGUCUCUUCACUGCCCUCUACGAAGUCUCCGACGAGAGGAGUUUACACAGCUCUACCGGUAGCCUUUGUAACUUCCGAUGUGAAAGAAACACAAGAAGGUCUGCGAGAUCCCCUUCAACUCGACCAAUAAGUACCAAUAUCCAUGAGAAAAAGGACAUCGAUGGUCGAUUAUCAUACUUGCUGGUGAUGAAAGGAGCCCCCGAACGUAUCCUGGAACGUUGUUCCAGCAUCUUCGUGAAGGGCCAAGAGUACCCCAUGGAUGGUCACUGGAAGGAUGACUUUAAUGCCGCCUACAUGGAGCUUGGAAGUCUUGGGGAGCGUGUUCUCGGAUUUUGCGACUGCAGACUCCCUGUGAGCAAGUUCCCUCCUGGCUAUAAGUUCGAUGCGGAGGAGCAGAACUUCCCUCUGAAUGGACUGCGAUUCGUCGGUCUCGUGUCCAUGAUCGAUCCGCCUCGAGCUGCUGUUCCCGAGGCCGUGGCCAAGUGUCGAUCGGCCGGGAUCAAGGUCAUCAUGGUCACUGGGGAUCAUCCCAUCACGGCCAAGGCAAUUGCCAGAUCUGUUGGCAUCAUCUCGGAGGGCAGCGAAACCGUGGUAGACAUAGCGAAUCGUCUGAACAUUGAACCAAUUGAAGUGGAUCCGGCACUAGCCAGGGCCUGCGUUGUCUGUGGUUCCGAACUCAGGGAAAUGACACCAGCCAUGCUUGAGGAUGUUUUACGGAACCAUUCCGAAAUCGUGUUCGCCCGCACCUCGCCCCAGCAGAAGCUGACCAUCGUGGAAGGUUGCCAGCGUCUGGGCGCCAUCGUGGCUGUGACCGGCGAUGGAGUCAACGAUUCGCCCGCCCUCAAGAAAGCUGACAUUGGGGUGGCCAUGGGUAUUACUGGAUCGGACGUAUCGAAGCAAGCAGCCGACAUGAUCCUGUUGGAUGACAAUUUUGCCUCCAUCGUGACGGGAGUGGAGGAAGGUCGGGUGAUCUUCGACAACAUGAAGAAAACGGUUGCAUAUACCCUAACGAAAAAUAUUCCCGAGCUUGCGCCGUUCUUGCUUUUUAUCGUUGCUUCCGUGCCGCUGCCUCUCGGGACUAUCACCAUCCUGUGCAUCGACUUGGGGACUGAUUUGCUUCCAUCCGUCGCACUUGCCUACGAAAAGGCCGAGCCAGACUUGAUGCAACGACAGCCCAGGAAUCCCUUCACGGACAACUUGGUGACCGACCGAUUGGUUUGCAUGUCGUACUUCCACAUUGGGAUUAUCCAAGUAGGAGCAGGAUUCCUCACUUAUUUUAUCAUCAUGGCACAAAAUGGAUUCAUGCCUUCCAAGCUGUUCGGCCUCCGUCGUUAUUGGGAUUCCAAGGCCAUCAACGAUCUCGAGGAUUCGUUUGGCCAAGAUUGGACGUACCACGACCGCAAAAGCUUGGAAUACACGUGUUAUACAGGCUUCUUCGUUGCAAUUGUGGUCGUGCAAUGGGCGAAUCUCAUCAUCUUGAAGACACGACGUAACUCUUUAUUACAACAAGGAAUGACGAAUUGGGUGAUGAACUUCGCUCUCGUGUUCGAGACGGCAUUGGCUGCUUUCAUGUGUUACGCACCUGGCAUGGAGAAAUUCAACAUGCAUCCGCUCAAAUUCAUUUGGUGGUUGCCUGCCUUACCCUUCUCCGUUUUCAUCUUGGCUUACGACGAGCUUCGAAAGUACCUGAUCCGCCGCAACCCAGGCGGAUGGGUCGAGAGAGAGACCUACUACUGAGGAGAGACAGAGGAAAGGCGUACUUUUCAUUCACCUUUUGCGGCGACUAACAGAACUCUCGAUUUUGUCGAUUCGUUUCCUCUAUGAAAGUUCCCUGACCUCUUUCUCAUCGUUGCUUGCACAUCUCGGACUCCCUGCCGAAUAAUUGCCACAUGCUCGAGAAAGGUCCACAUGAGGUCUGGUGAAAUAAAGCUUAAUAGCUUUAUUAAGCUGGUAAAAUAAAGUGCAACCUGUUAAUGGUUUGUACAGGUAAAUCACUGUGUAGCAUGUGUGUAUCUAUCCCAAAAAUUUUGUUGAUCCAUUGCUGCUGCUGGCUUGCUGUUUGUAAUGCCGAGGGAAAAAAGUUCUUUAAAUGGGUC